Molecule: messenger RNA, 1256 nt
Organism: Oppia nitens
Lineage: Eukaryota; Metazoa; Arthropoda; Arachnida; Sarcoptiformes; Oppiidae
Gene: mRpL1
Product: 50S ribosomal protein L1-like
Exons: 5
Coding region: 15-1145 (376 amino acids)
Source: RefSeq, a predicted model, not a curated record
UAAUUACAAUUAAUAUGAUUUAUUUGACUACAAUUUGCGGCAAAUAUUUUGGAGUAAAUGCAUUUCAAUUAUAUUUAUCUCCGAUUUUGACGACCAAAGCAAAGACAACAACUUUGUCGGCGAUUGCCAUCAAUUGUAUACAAAGCCGAGGAAUGGCCGCCCGUCGUGGCAAACGAAUUGCUGCGAACCGAGAGAAACAACGAUUGGCCAGAAUUAAACGGGAAGAAGCUAAGAAUGCACCGCCGAAAGUGUGGUCACCAGAGAAACUCAAGAUUGACAAGUCUGCUCUUAAUGUCGGUCCGCGUCGGUUCUCCGACAAACACCUUAAAGACUUGACCUCAAUUGUUGACAAUGUUUACGUGACAUCACUAUAUAAACAGUUGACAUAUUCAAUGACUGAUGCAAUUGAGAUGUAUAGAGAAACACACGACGAGACCGGCUAUAAUGAGACCAACUCUAUGCUCGAGACCACCGUUGAGCUCGAUUUGAGAACCAAAAAGAAGACCAAAUUUUGCGAUGCCUUCAAAGGCAUUGUUUCGUAUCCAAACAAAUUUGAAUAUAAAGCCAAUCGCAGAAUAAUAGCCAUUUGCAAGAAAGAUGAGGACAAGUUUGACGCUAAAGAAGCCGGUGCUGAUGUGGUGGGCGGUCAGGAAAUCAUCAAAAUGUUGAAAAAAGGAGACCUAUCGCUGUCCAACUUCGACGAUCUUGUCUGUCACGGAGAUCUGUUGAUUGAGUUGGCAGACAUCCGGGGAAUACUUGGCUCUGCAUUUCCUUCAAAACUACGGGGAAAUCUCGGUUUUGAUAUGAAAAAGUUAGUCAAUCAGUUCGUCAACGGUAUUGAAUACAAGUGUACUAAAGAUGAGUUUGAAUUGGACUACGGAUGGGUUCGCGUGCCGUUCGGUAGACUCAAUCAGUCUAACGUCCAGUUGGAGCAAAACAUAAGACAUUUAUUGUCAACUAUUGAGAAACAUAAGCCAACAACAGCUAUAGUUCCGUUCAUAACCCGAGUGUUAAUACAUAGCGAGCCGUCAAACGAAGAAUUUGCAGUUAAAUUUUGGAAUUAUAUCGAGGGAUAUGAAGAGUCUGAUCCAGAUAAUGAAAAUAAUGUCGACAACGACAAAGAGUCUUUAAAAUCAAACGCUUAAACAAAUCAUUAAUCAUUAAACUAAACAAAAAAUAGGUUAUUAAAAAACAUAAAUUAAAAAUAAAUACAAAUUAGAUAUAAAUCGAAAUCUUUUAUCAAUAAAAUCAAAAUA